Molecule: messenger RNA, 1229 nt
Organism: Vitis riparia (riverbank grape)
Lineage: Eukaryota; Viridiplantae; Streptophyta; Magnoliopsida; Vitales; Vitaceae
Product: serine/arginine-rich splicing factor 1-like
Exons: 3
Coding region: 45-965 (306 amino acids)
Molecular function (GO): protein binding
Source: RefSeq, a predicted model, not a curated record
CUUUACUAUUUCCCACGCGGCGCUCUCUCUUUCUCUGGAAAAAAAUGCUUCUCCGAAGCUCAUCUACCCCAAUCCUGAAUUCAUGGAUACAACCCUAUGGCAAAGAUGCCUCACCGGAGACCGAUCUGGUACACCAGAUCCCAAAAACCAAGUCCCUCUCCUUGUCGGCGUCGUUUCAGUCCCCACCCCACACCGCCCCCUCCAUUACCACCUCUGCUGGCUCACUGCAGAAGAUGGCCAGAGCCUUGUCGGAGACCGAUCUCCGGGAUCCUCCCAAGAGGAACACUCACGAAAAGUGGUUCUCACCGCCCACCGUUGAUGAGGGCGAAGAGCAAGACUCGAUACGGAGCCUGUUGUCGAGCUCUGGGUUGGGCGAGUCGGAGCGGUAUGGCGUUGAAGAUGGUGUUCCGGCGACACUUGAGAUGGGUGGUGGGAUCAGGGGCAAUGGAGGUGGGAUCUUCGGUGGCGGCGGCUAUGGGAAAGGAUCGAGCGGGGGGGACGGAGAUGGACAUGGUGGUGGCGCGUAUGAGUCGAAUUAUGGGCAUGAGAGUACUGACGUUUAUUACCAGAAAAUGAUUGAAGCAAACCCAGAAAAUGCUCUCUUUCUUGGGAAUUAUGCCAAGUUUCUCAAAGAGGUUCGCGGAGAUUUGGUUAAAGCAGAAGAGUACUGUGGGAGAGCAAUUUUGGUAAACCCAAGUGAUGGAAACGUGCUUUCAUUCUAUGCUGAUCUGAUAUGGAACAAUCAGAAGGAUGCUCAACGUGCUGAGACUUACUUCAAUCAAGCUGUUAGAGUUGCUCCUGAUGAUUGUUAUGUUCUAGCUUCAUAUGCUCACUUUCUUUGGGAGACUGAGGAGGAAGACGAGGAAGAUAGCCGUUACGAAACUGCAACUGCAAACGCCCAUGGAUUCUCUCCCAGUUUCUUCCCAGGAGGUCCUUUCCACUCCCCUUUGGCUGCAGCUUCCUAGGUUCUCUGUGUAGGCUGAGAUUCCUCGAGUAAUAACCCGGGGGGUUUUCCUAACUUGUUUAAUUAACUCUACCCAGUACGAAAUAACGGGGAAAAAAAAAAAAAAAGCCCGAAAAUAAAGGAGAGGACUUUCUAUGAAUUUGUGUUCGGGAAGUGAUGGAGAAUGUAAAUAGACUGAGUAUAUAGUCUUGCUGUGUUUGGAGUGAAGGAAAAUUGAGCUUGCUGUGUUUGGAAUGAAGGAAAAUUGAACUGCCCCUUUCUUUAA